Eruca vesicaria subsp. sativa (arugula) is the source of this 606-nucleotide messenger RNA. The record is from the annotation of a GenBank genome assembly. Lineage: Eukaryota; Viridiplantae; Streptophyta; Magnoliopsida; Brassicales; Brassicaceae.
AUGGAUCUGUCAAGUUCAAGUGAAUCACUUAUUGAUGAUCUUCUAGAAGAUUACUGGUUCUUUGAGAACUUAUUUAGCAGGAGAUCGAGAGUCUUAAGGUAUUGUCACUCGGAUCCUUACCCUUCUUCUUCUUCUUCUUCUUCUUCUUCUUCUUCUUCUUCUUCUUCUUCUUUGACUUCUCCUGAAAAAUCGGGAGAUUCAGAUGAGAGGAAGUCUUUAGAAGCUUCCACAGGGAGAUGUUUGAACAGGGAAGCUUUUAUAGAUGGAAGAGAAGGAGGAUCCGAGACGAAGCAGUUCUCCGAAAAUAUUAGGGUUCAAGAACAGACACCGGUUGUGUCUUUCUUGCAUAAGAAGGAACGUACUGUUCUUACCAAAUCUGGAUCUCGGUCGACUCCGGGGAAGAUUCAAGAAGCUUCCACAGAGCGCAGUUUGAUUCGAGCGCCUUCUUUGCCUCCUCGGAUAGAUAAAAGAGAAAUGGGCUUAGAGGCAAAGAAGAUGAUCAAUAAGCUUACACGGCAGUUCUCUGAUAAGAUUAGGGUUCUAGAAACAACGGGUGACCGUUUCUUGAAUAAGAAGAACAUUGUGUUUCCAUGCAGAGAAAGGUAA